Molecule: messenger RNA, 8141 nt
Organism: Athalia rosae (coleseed sawfly)
Lineage: Eukaryota; Metazoa; Arthropoda; Insecta; Hymenoptera; Athaliidae
Gene: Tdg
Exons: 9
Coding region: 1037-4360 (1107 amino acids)
Biological process (GO): base-excision repair, AP site formation
Cellular component (GO): nucleus
Molecular function (GO): DNA binding; mismatch base pair DNA N-glycosylase activity
Source: RefSeq, a predicted model, not a curated record
AUUGACGAUGAUAACAGUAAUAAUAACAACCCUUCGAAAAGGAUUCACCUAAGAUGUACCUUUAAACAUUUCGCGUGUGUGUGAACGGAUACCUUUUUUUACGGAAUAUAAAUUUCACUCUCUUGCUCGACGAGCCGAAUUGAGAAAUAAAAAACGGGAAGGAAAAAUCGAAGAGAAAAAUUAUCGUCACAUACGUCCGCACGGAGAGGAAGGUGUUGCAAUUUGAGCAAAGGAAGGUACCAGCCGUUAUACCAUACGUACCAUACCACACACCGCUGUGCAAAGUCUCGAGAAACCUCGAAAGAUUUGCAUAACUUGAGGCUAAAAAAUCACGCUUCAUGUAUUAUUUGUAUUUUUUGUCUCGGUUCUUCUAAAGGUAAAAGUUGGUUUCUUUCGAACGAACGGAUCGACGAAAGAAUUGUUCGACAAAUUUAACGAAUCAUUCGUUCGAUUCUAUAAAUAUUGAGUCGAUCGAAAAGACGAAGAAAAGAACAACAAGUAAUCGGAAGCGAGCUGAUCGACGUUUCAGAAAAUUUACACAGAAGUAAAGGAAGAGAGAAACCAGAAUCGAAAUAAAUUAAAUAGAUUCAAUAUAGAUAAUAACGAUAAUAACAACAAUAUUGAUAAUAAUAAUAAUAAUAAUAAUAAUAGUAGAAAAUUCAAGUGUGCGAAGCGGGAGUGAAUUUAAUUUAACAAAAAUGAAUAUUAUAAAGUUGAAGAAAAAAAAAAUUUUAGUCACUUAAGGCUGCAAUAGUAUUGCAAUAAAAAUAUAGAUAUAAAAUAUAUAUAAAUAUAUAUAAUAUAAUUAUUAUUAUUUUUUUUCAUUUUUGUUUGAUUUUUUUUUGGUUCGUUUCUCGAUUAGUCAAAAAUUAUAAAUAGAAAAAAAUUUCACAAGAGAGAAUCGUGAACGUGCGCGCGUGUACAUUCAUGUGGUAUAUACAUAUAUUCUAUUAUACGAAGGACCAUUGAUUGGUCGGAACGAUAAAAAAAAGAUUGAUUAAAAUAUAUUAAAAAUUAAAUAAAUUGAAAAAACAAAAUGCAGGUUGCAACACUCUUCAGGGAAAGUGCCACCCUGCUCGGUGCUUCUAGUUUAGAUCCACCCCAGACUCAUCUUCAACCUUUACAACAACAUCAUCAGCAUCUCCAACAGCAACAGCAACAACAACAACAACAACAACAACAACAACAUGGAGAUAUGCAUCUCGGGCAUAAUCACCAUAUGCAACAUCAUUACAAAAUGUCGUAUCCUUCGCCUGUACAAAAUGGGGUUCAAAACGGUCAGACGAUGAAUUGCUCAAACACACAAGGUGGAAUCAUGGUGAAACAGGAAGCGAGAGACGACGGCUACGAGACGAGUCCGGAUCUGGAACUCAGGAGUAGCGGAGGCGACAGUAGCCAACAAUAUCACACACCUCUUACACCGCACACACCGCACACGCCUCACACGCCUCAUACGCCCUUGACUCCCAUGUCGGCGACGUCUCAGCAGCUGGGAAGCAGCGCGACGAAUCUCAAUCAGGUGACGAUAAAAUGCGAAACACCGGUGGAUCCGUACUCGUUCGUCGACGAGGAAAUGUCGAUGGGUGGAGGCAUGAGAGCGGCGAGCAGUCCCGGUAGCAAUCAAGAAAAUAUGACCUGUCCCGGCGGUGCUCAGUCGAGAACGCCGUCCACGCCUCCGGGUCAUCUGCAAAAUCAUUCGCCCGGGAACAUGAACAAUCAACACCAAAUGGGCAUCUCCAUGAACGGAACCAACCUCCAGCUACCUCAUCAGCCCAAGAAGAGGGGAAGGAAGAAGAAGUCCGAGAUGAUUUUGACUCCCGAAGAGGCCGAGUUGGCCGAGGCUAAGAAGCGAGCGAAAACCUACAAAGAAAGAAAGAAGCACGAUAGAUUCGACGGGAUGCCCGAAGAAGAAGUCAGUAAACGAGUCCUGCCCGAUCACCUUACCAGUAAUCUUGAUAUCAUCAUUAUCGGCAUAAACCCAGGAUUAUUCGCCGCGUACAAAGGUCAUCACUACGCGGGACCCGGGAAUCAUUUUUGGAAAUGUCUUCACCUAAGUGGACUGACCCCCGAACCUCUGACUGCUGAUGACGAUUACAAAUUGCUGCGGCUUGGUAUCGGUUUCACGAAUAUGGUUGCCCGUGCCACCAAAGGAAGUGCAGAUCUCACUAGGAAAGAAAUCAAAGAAGGAAGUCACGUGCUGCUUGAAAAGCUGCAGAAGUAUAAGCCGAAAAUAGCCGUCUUCAAUGGUAAAUUGAUCUAUGAGGUAUUCUCUGGUAAAAAAGAAUUUGGAUUUGGAAGGCAACCCAAUCUUGUCGAUGGAACCAACACGUAUAUGUGGGUGAUGCCAUCGAGUAGUGCAAGGUGUGCACAGUUACCAAGAGCUGCGGACAAAGUUCCUUAUUACGCUGCGCUGAAGAAGUUCCGUGACUACUUGAACGGAGCGAUAACACAUCUUGACGAAGCGGACAUAGUAUUCGCAGAUUCAAAAUUGAAGAAAAAAGAGCCAGAGUUGAUGGAGGAUAGAAAGCCAAUAUUUGACGAUUUUGCUCCAGAUGGAGACAACAGAAUAACAGACCUGAGCAACACGGUGAUAAAACAGGAACCUGGUACAGUGCCUGGUAAAAAAAAGCGGGGUAGACCAAAGAAGAUAAAGACAAUCGAAGAACAGCCCGCCCCAGAUCCGGAAAAAUUGGACGCCAAUGGCGAGGUAAUAAAGAAGCGGAGAGGUAGACCGAAAAAAAUACACCAACAACAAAAACAAGAAAAAGAAAGUAGGGAACGAGAAUCCCAUCAGCAACAACAACAUCAACAACAGCAGCAGCAGCAGCAACAGCAGCAGCAGCAGCAGCAGCAGCAGCAGCAGCAGCAACAACAACAGCAACAGCAGCAGCAACAGCAUCAACAGCAACAGCAACAACAGCAACAACAACAGCAUCAUAAUUUGAACAAUCAUCACAACGACAACUAUUCAAACUCUGUGCCAAACUGUUUUUCACCCCCGAUAAUGUCGCCGCCAAACAGUUUCCCCCACAUGGCGCCAUACCCGCAGUCGAUGGGGGAUUCGGGAUUCUUUGGACAAGGGUUGAACGACAGCCCUUACAACAUGAGCGCAAAGCAGAGCCCCGUUCAUAUGCAGCAUUACAGUCAGAGUCCAAAAUCGAUGUCUUUAUCGUUUACGCAUUCGGAUCUUUCCUCGGAGAUAAACACAGCCAUAUCAUCUGAAAAUAAUCUCGAACCGUCCCCCCUGACUUCUCCGAGUGUCGAGCACCCGGAUUUCGAACCGCCGACGAGUAUUUCGCAACAAAAUCUAUCCGCCACCGAUCAUCGCUCCUAUAAUCCAGGAAGCGGGGAUAACAACGGACACCACAGUAACCCAGGGACUCCGUCGCAUUCAAGCUACAAUAGUUACUUGGGGUAUCACGACAGGCAACAGGAUUCUCACAAUACUCAUCCACAUCAAACAACCCCGACUCCUCUCAGUCAACAAGGAAAUGACGAGCACUCUCAUCACUCGCAUCAAACUCCUCCCCACACCCAUCCUCACACGCCGACACAUCCUGCGAUGUCUCCCCACUCGCACGAACAGUACGCCGUCAAAAGAAACAACAGCGGCCAGGAUGUUUCGUCGAAGAGUCUGAGCGAUUUGGAGUCUCUGGUUGACCAGAUACCUAGCAUAGCGGAUGGUGGAAACCAGCGUCAUCCAUCUCAAAGUGUAAUGAGCGACGAAUCCCUCGUUGAAAAAAUGGACACUCAUCAUCAGUCGUCGUAUUUGUCAGGUUUUUCGACAUCCGCGAUGUCGAACUACAGUCCACCCCCUGCUCCGCCAGGUAGUGGUUUAUAUCCUGGAAGUCUGCACCAUUCACCAGCGGAUAACUACGGCUCCCUUUACGGGAUGAAUAAUCGACAUCAUCCGGAGGCGCAGCAACACAGCAAGUCCUACACGGUUGAAAAUUUGACCUCCAACAACUACAGCUCGAGCAUCAAUCACCCGCAUCCCGGUAAUUCCUAUCCAAAUAUUAUUCCCGGUCCACAUUAUCCGGUGCCGAUGGGAUCGACGAAUGGAUAUUUAUUCGGUGGACUCGAAUCGAGUUUGAUGCAACGCACUUACGGAAUGGGAGGAAUGAGCGGGAUGGGCGGAAUGCAUCCGUCAUUGGGACCGAUGGGUAAUCCUUAUCCUUACAACGGGUCUUACACCAGUUCAUUUGACGCUUAUCCUCCGCCCCAUGCGGGGAUUCAUGCACCAAGUGCAAAUUAUCCAGGAUAUCCCGGUGGAGGUGGUCCUGGACCAGGAGGUUCGGCGUCUUCCUACCUUUCCUCGCAUCAUAGGCCACCCGUUGACCUUGCGUACGACGCUGUAUGAUAAUCAAAGUAAUCGAUGUAUAUCCACAAUCUUUUUUCUAUUUUUACAUAUAAUUAAGAUCUGAGUUUAUAAAACUAGCUUAACUCGUAACGUCGAUGCGCGAUUCAAAUCUUUCACAUUUUUUAAUUUAUUAUAAAAGUUUAGUUCGAAAAUAAUGAAAUUAAGUGAGAAAUAAAAUACAGAAGUUGAUGGAAACAAUUUUUUAUUAUUCUAUUCUAUUAAUUUUUUUUUCUUUCUUUGUUAAUUGUUUAAAAGCGUAAUAAAUAAAAUAAACGAACCGGUUCUUAUUUUAUUUUAUGUUUUUUUUAUUUUUGUUGUAUAGAAAAUGAAAAACGUAUAUAUAUUAGAUAUUUAUUGUCGAUUAUUGAAAGUUAAUGUUGAAAUUUGAUUCAUUCAUCUUUGUAUUUUGUUUUUCUCUUUUCAAUAAAUGGCAAUUAUUCGCUACCAAAAAUACCGUCGUCGUCGUCUUUUUCGCAAAAACAUCGACGCUACUAGUUCGGAGGAUUAAUAGAAUUGCUCCGAGAAAAUCUCCGGCCAAGGAUUUGUUGUAUUUCCGAUUGUCGAUGAUCUUAAAAAGUUUAUAAAAUACUAAUUCCGAUUCUCUUCCGUUGUGAAACUGCACCAGCUGUAUUUCACUGAUAAAACUUGUUUCAUUUCUAUUUUCUUUCAUUUUCAAAUUAAAUAAAUUUCACGGCUUGUAUUAAAAUUUUCUAAAAAAAUAUACAUACAAACAAUUUCAAUACAUUAUAUGUAUUGUACACCUAUGUGCUAAAUUCCUAAAGCGCAUCCCCAAGGGGUAGGGCUGACUUAACUGAAAAUACGUAUAUAAAAACGACAUUAUCGAAGUGAAUUAUAAUAAGCCAGGACACUUUUAGUGCCAUUUUAAAAGAAAGAAAUAAAAUAACGAGAUAAAAUUAGAGAAGAAGUUGGAACAAAAAACUUAUGCUACUGUAUAAAUGCGCAGGUUUUUAAUCCUAUACGAUACAAAAAAUAUCGAUAUGACACUAAUAUUAUUAUUAUUAUUAUUAUAAUUAUUACAAUUAUUGUUAAUCAUAUUCUAUGCAAUUGUUAUAUGUUUAUUCCGUUUUUAGAUGUGAAACACUUUUAUUAUUAUGAUUAUUAUGAUUAUUAUUAUUACUAUUAUUAUCAUUAAUUAUAAAUGCUAUUACGAAAUAUAAAAAUAAAAUUAAAAUAAAAUUAAAAUAUAUAUAUAUCAUAUAUAUUAUUGGACAUAAUUGUUAUUUGUAGGUAUAAUGACAGAUAUAUAAGAAAAGAUUAGAAACUGAUGAUGGAAAAUAUUGAUGAAAAACAAACAAACAAAAAGAAUUAAGUGAACAAAUAAAUAAAUAAACGAAAGAAGAAAGCUAGUUUUCUAUAAUAUGAAUGGCAAGAAAGUCGAGUAGCGUUGAAUAAAAAAAAAAAAAAAAUUAAACAUAAACAAUUACGUAAAGUUAUGAUAAAACAAUCAUGAUAGUAUAAGGUAAUGAAAAGAUGUCAAGUUGAAUAAAUAACAAAUUACAUUCAAUCCUGACGAUGUACAGCUGCGAUGAGAAGUGAACGAGGACACAAAAAACCCAACUGAAUUAAUAAUAAAAACAAUAAUUGUAAUUAUGAUAAUAAUAACAGUGAUUGGAAAUAAGAGAUGAAAUUAAUAAUUGAAAAAAGAAGGUAUCGAAAAAUCGCAGUUUUUAUACGAAUAAUUUUCACAGUUACUAUAGUAAUUUUACCAUUAUAUUGUUAUCAUUGUAAUAAUUCUAAUUAUUAUUUUAUGAAUAUAUAGUUGUAAUCGCGAUACGUUGUAUUACCUAAUAGAAGGAAUGAAAAGAAAGCAAAGAAAAAGAAAAUAAUGAGAGAAAUUAUGAUUAUUAUUUGAUGUGUAGAAAAUCAACAGCCUUGUGGUGAUCUCUACGUGCAAUAUUAUUAUUAUUAUAAUACCUACAUACUUACUACGUAUAAAUGUAUUUAAUUAUAUUGACAUUUUAGAUUUUACAUUGAAAAACACACACACACACACACACACACAGUCCACACGUAAAAGUAUAAAAUAUAUUGAUGAUACAUUGAGAAUUAUGUGGAUUUGAUGCAUUAUAAUUAUUAUAUUCGUUGAAAAUUCGUUGAUUUAUUUCUUCAUCGAUUAUUUGCUUUCCUUUUUUCCUAAUUACCAUUCUGAAGCAGAAUUUGUCUGAUAAUCGCAUGUAAUAAUUUUUCCUAUGAGAAAUUUUUUGCUCUCUCUCUUUUAUUUUUCAUCUGACUUCUGGGAGAAUCAAUCAAAAAUAAUUUUCGUCGCAUAUCAAAUUAUUCAUGUAUAACACGCAAACACAUUUACACACGUAAAUACGUACGCAUUAUAAACUUCAUGUCAUGAUAAUAAUGACGAUGAUGAUUAUGAUAAUAAUAAUAAUAAUAGCAGUAGUAAUAGUAAUAAUGAUCAUAUUAGUAUAAUAAUAAUGAUGAUAAUAUGUAAAGCUUAUUGUGUAAAGCGAAAAUGUUAUUAUAAUUAAUUAAAAUAUGUUGUUAAUCUCUUCAGUUUAUUCAUCCUUUUUUCUGCAUUAUACAUUAAAAUAUUCUACAGCAUAAUAUGCACAUCCAUAUGUAUACUAUAUUAUACACAUAACAACAAUAAGUAUGUUAUACUUAUAGGAGAAAAAACUUCUUUUUUUCUAAUUCAUUCUAUUUGAAUAAUCUUUUUUCUCAAUUUUGAUCCGAUAUCACGAACUUGGCCUUUACGGUAUAUUUAUUAUACGAAAUAAUAAUCAAUCAAAAACGAUCAAUCGGACUUUUAAUAAAUUAAGCAAAAGAUUAGUAUAUAUUACAGAAGAAUAAUUAUUGACAUCUGCGAAUAUAACAUAAUGUGCAAUAACGAAAUUUACUAACGUUUAUUGUUUUAUGGGUUUCUUGAUUGAGAAUUUUACCGCGAUGAGUAAUAAUAACAAUGAGAACAACAAUCAUUUGAUAAAGAACAAUGCUCAUAUUGUUGAUGUGAGUUCAUAGUUUGAAAUUAUUUUUAUUCAUUUUUUUUCUUCGAUUUUAAACUAUUAUCUGCAUCAUCGUCGUUCGAUUAAGUAAUGGCUACAUUAAAUAAAAAUUGAUAAUAUUCGUUCAUGAAAAAUAUACUUGUGAUUUGUAAAUUUGUUAUCGUUGUUAUAUCGUUAUCAUAAUACUACUCCUACUAGUACUACUACUACUACUACUACUACUACUACUACUACUACAACUACUACUACUACCACUACUGAUACUGAUACUACCGAUACUACUACUAAUAAUAAUAAUUGUAAUAAUAAUAACAACAAUUAGUAGCUAACACAAUAUUAUUAAUAGAUAGUAAAAUAAACAUUAGCUGUAAUUAUACAAUAAUGAUAAUUAUUACACUGUAUAAUGUAUAUGGUAUAAAUAUGAAUAUAAUUUUGCGAAAAUUGAUUGAUUAAUUAUCGUCUUUUUAUAUACUAAUACUAAUAAUAAUACUAAUAAUAAUAAUAACAAUAACAACAACAAUUAUACAUAUGUAUGUGCUAUACGCGUAUAUCAAUUAUAAGAUGAAAGAUUAUAAUUAUGAGAAAGGAAGAGACACACACGAACUAAUUCAUUAUAUCACAUAAAAAAGAAAAAAAAAUGGUAAAAUUUUUCCUGUCGCUGCAGUGUUUUAUGGCUGUAUAGCAUUAUUAAUAUCUGUAGGUAUAAUAAUUAUUAUACUUGUAAACAUAACAAUAACAAUAAUAAAAAUAAACAUAAUGAUAACGAUAGUAAUAAUGCAUUCAGCAUAAUUUUAUACACGUAAUAA